Antrostomus carolinensis (chuck-will's-widow) is the source of this 1441-nucleotide messenger RNA. Its product is annotated as zinc finger and BTB domain-containing protein 18.2. Bases 11 to 1441 code for a protein of 476 amino acids. Lineage: Eukaryota; Metazoa; Chordata; Aves; Caprimulgiformes; Caprimulgidae. Gene Ontology annotation, biological process: regulation of transcription by RNA polymerase II. The transcript has a single exon. The record is from RefSeq and is a predicted model, not a curated record. Gene Ontology annotation, cellular component: nucleus. Gene Ontology annotation, molecular function: protein binding; DNA-binding transcription factor activity, RNA polymerase II-specific.
UGAAGGAAGAAUGGAGUUUCCAGACCAUAGCCGCCAGUUGCUGCAGUGUCUGAGUCAGCAGCGUCACCAGGGCUUCCUGUGUGACUGUACUGUUUUAGUUGGAGAAGCUCAAUUCAGAGCUCACAGAGCCGUUCUUGCCUCUUGCAGUAUGUACUUCCAUCUUUUCUACAGGGACCAGUUAGACAAAAGGGAUAUUGUGCAUCUGAACAGUGACAUUGUCACAGCCCCUGCCUUCAGCCUGCUGCUCGAAUUCAUGUACGAGGGAAAGCUGGAAUUCAACAGUCUCCCAGUUGAAGAUGUACUGGCUGCGGCUAGCUACCUUCACAUGUAUGACAUUGUGAAAGUCUGCAAGGGCAAGUUGAAAGAUAAAGAAUUAUGUUCGGAAGAGAAGAUUAAUGAUGAGGCGGCGAGUUUGGAGAAAGCGGAGCAUUUUCUAGACGCUGGAGUGCCCCUGGUCCACGAGUUUGACCCAGGAAACAAACAAAAAUUCAGCGUUGCAGAAUACGAGAGAGCAGCGGGCAAAGAAAAGGUCAGCAGUCACCCCGCCUGGUCCUCUGAUCAUCUAAGUGUCAGCUCUGUGCCGACAGAGGCAGAACCCAGCGCCGCAGCAGCUGGAAAAACAAAGGCUAAUGUCAAUAGUUCCACAGGACCUUUGUCCCAAAGGUCUGUUAACCAUCCCCUGGCUUCGAGUGAUGUGGACUGCGCGCUGGAUUUGUCUUUCAAGCCCGUGCCGGGGAGAGAUUCCUUACACCCCUCCUAUGUCUUUGGACAGCUGGCUUCCGACAGCCAGCAGCAGGGUACCGAGCCACUUGUUAAAGAUGAACAAGACUUGCUGUCAGAUCAGGAGGAUGGCGAAGCCAGGAGUCCGGAGAGUCAGCAUUUUGGGAAUUCAGCCAAAAGCCUAGUGACAGGGUUAGGACACAUGUUCGCGGGGAAUGGCAGCUCUCAUGCCCGAGAGGAGGAUAUAGAUCACGAGCGAGAUGAGAGCGAGGACGACAUGGAUUCAUCGGACAUCUCCUCCUCAGGCGUCCUGGUGCCUCCUGGGCAUAUCUGCAUUUGCCCCCUCUGCAGCAAGGUGUUCCCCAGCCCCCACAUCCUUCAGCUGCACCUCAGCUCUCACUUCCGCGACAGGGACGGCUCCCGGACCCGCCUGUCCCCCGACGGGUCGGUCCCCACUUGUACCCUCUGCGGAAAGACUUUUUCUUGCAUGUACACGUUAAAGAGGCAUGAGAGGACUCACUCGGGGGAGAAGCCCUACACCUGCGGCCAGUGCGGCAAGAGCUUCCAGUAUUCCCACAACCUCAGCCGCCACGCGGUGGUACACACCAGGGAGAAACCCCACGGGUGCAAGUGGUGCGAGAGACGGUUCACGCAGUCGGGGGAUUUGUACAGACAUAUCCGCAAAUUUCAUUGUGGCCUUGUAAAGUCCUUGGUUGUUUGA